Aureobasidium musti is the source of this 639-nucleotide messenger RNA. The record is from the annotation of a GenBank genome assembly. NCBI's taxonomy places the organism in Eukaryota, Fungi, Ascomycota, Dothideomycetes, Dothideales, Saccotheciaceae.
AUGGCACCUCUAUUCGCCCUGCUCGGCCUAUUGGGCUUCCUGACCUCGUUCGUCUCGGCAACAGCCUUGACAUACAAGCUUCCACCCAAUGGAAAGGAGUGCUUCUAUUCACACAUUGAGCAGAAGGGCGCAAAGGUCGCCUUUNACUUUGCUGUCCAAUCAGGCGGCUCCUUCGAUGUCCACGGACCCAGCUCAGAGCCUGGAAGAGAAAAGACCAUUCUUGAUGGCACCAAGGAACGUCAGGGCGACUUUGUCUUCACAGCCAACGAGGUCGGCGAGUACCGCUUCUGCUUCGACAACAGCAUCAGCACCUUUGCCGACAAGAUGAUCGACUUCGAGAUCUCCAUCGAGAACGAGCCCCGUGCCGCCAGCAUUCCCUCCAAGCAGGGCGCCAACAUUGAACAGACUUCGGCCCUCGAGAACUCGGUCCUCAAGCUCAGCGGCCAGCUCAGCACAAUCACCCGUCAGCAGAAAUACUUCAGAACUCGCGAGAACAGAAACUUCUCCACCGUCAGAAGCACCGAGCAGAGAAUCUUCAACUUCUCCAUCAUUGAGAGUUUGAUGAUGGUCGGCAUGGCUGGCCUGCAAGUCUUUAUCGUCAGAAUGUUCUUCCAGACCGGCCGCAAGGGUUAUCUCUAG